AUGCCUAUUGAAAUCCCCCAAGCAAACUCCCUUCAGGAUCUCUUUAGCCUGAAGGGCAAAGUCAUCAUCAUUACCGGUGCCUCUGGCCCAAGAGGCAUUGGACUCGAAGCCGCUCGCGGCUGUGCCGAAAUGGGCGGCAACGUCGCUCUCACCUACUUCUCCCGCGGCGAAGGUGCGGAGGCCAACGUCAAGGCCAUCCAAGAGGAAUACGGCGUCCAAGCCAAAGCCUACAAGUGCGACACCUCCAAAUGGGACGAAGUGCAAGACCUAGUCAAGACCGUCAUCGCGGACUUUGGCAAAAUCGACAGCUUCAUUGCCAAUGCCGGCCGCACCGCCGAUGCAGGUGUUCUCGAUGGCUCAGUCGAAGACUGGCAAAACAUCAUCCAAGCCGAUCUCAACUCUGUUUUCUACUGCGCCAAGGCUGUCGGUCAUCAUUUCAAAGAACGUGGCCGUGGAAGCUUUGUGAUCACAGCCUCAAUGUCCGGACACAUUGUCAACUAUCCCCAAGAGCAGACUUCUUACAACACUGCCAAGGCAGGCUGCAUUCACAUGGCUCGCUCACUGGCAAAUGAGUGGAGGGACUUUGCUCGUGUGAACAGUAUCUCGCCAGGUUACGUCGAAACUGGUCUGGGUGACUUUGUCCCGCAGGAUACCCAGAAACUUUGGCAGGGCAUGAUCCCCAUGGGUCGCCAAGCUGACCCUAAAGAGUUGAAGGCGGCUUAUGUUUACUUUGUCAGCGAUGCUAGUUCUUACACCACCGGAUCGGAUCUACGGAUUGAUGGUGGUUACAUUUGUCGUUAA
This is a messenger RNA of Penicillium salamii, 801 nucleotides long. Lineage: Eukaryota; Fungi; Ascomycota; Eurotiomycetes; Eurotiales; Aspergillaceae. The record is from the annotation of a GenBank genome assembly.